Molecule: messenger RNA, 3158 nt
Organism: Eptesicus fuscus (big brown bat)
Lineage: Eukaryota; Metazoa; Chordata; Mammalia; Chiroptera; Vespertilionidae
Gene: TMEM183A
Product: transmembrane protein 183A
Exons: 8
Coding region: 113-1243 (376 amino acids)
Biological process (GO): regulation of protein stability
Cellular component (GO): SCF ubiquitin ligase complex
Molecular function (GO): protein binding
Source: RefSeq, a predicted model, not a curated record
GACGCAGAGCCCUGAUGAGUCAUCGCGAGAGCGGCGUCCUGCGGCGCGGGAUGGCCACGGAGCCGGGUGGCGCUGUCCCGCGGCUCCCGGAGCCGGCUCUGGGGCCCAGAACAUGGCCCGGGGUCCCGGCCCGCUAGGGCGGCCUCGCCCCGACUCGGCCGCCAUGCCCAAGCGAGGGAAGCGACUCAAGUUCCGGGCCCACGACGCCUGCUCGGGUCGUGUGACCGUGGCGGAUUAUGCCAACUCGGACCCGGCCGUCGUGAGGUCCGGACGAGUCAAGAAAGCCGUCGCCAAUGCUGUUCAGCAGGAAGUAAAAUCUCUUUGCGGCUUGGAAGCCUCUCAGGUUCCCGCGGUGGAAGCUCUCUCUGGGGCUGGUGAGCCCUGCGAUGUCACGGACAGCAGUGACGAGAUGGAUGCGCAGGAGGAGAGCAUCCAUGAGAGACCCGUCUCCAGAAAAAAGAAGAGCAAGAGGCACAGAGAAGACCUGGAUGGGGCUGGGGGUGAAGAGUACCCCAUGGAUAUUUGGCUGUUGCUGGCCUCCUACAUUCGUCCUGAGGACAUUGUGAAUUUUUCCCUGAUUUGUAAGAAUGCCUGGACUGUCACUUGCACUGCUGCCUUUUGGACCAGGUUGUACCGAAGGCACUACACGCUGGAUGCCUCUCUGCCUUUGCGCCUGCGCCCAGAGUCCAUGGAGAAGCUGCGCUGCCUCCGGGCAUGUGUGAUCCGAUCUCUGUACCAUAUGUACGAGCCCUUCACUGCUCGAAUCUCCAAAAACCCAGCCAUUCCAGAAAGCACGCCCAGCACAUUGAAGAAUUCCAAAUGCUUACUUUUCUGGUGCCGAAAGAUUGUUGGGAGCAGACAGGAACCAAUGUGGGAAUUCAACUUCAAGUUUAAAAAACAGUCCCCUAGAUUAAAGAGCAAGUGCGUGGGAGGGUUGCAGCCUCCUGUUCAGUACCAAGAUGUUCACACCAACCCUGACCAUGACUGCUGCCUCCUGCAGGUCACCACCCUCAAUUUCAUCUUUAUUCCCAUUGUUAUGGGGAUGGUAUUCACCCUGUUUACGAUCAAUGUGAGCACGGACAUGCGGCAUCAUCGAGUGAGACUGGUGUUCCAAGAUACUCCUGUGCACGGCGGUCGGAAGCUGCGCAGUGAGCAGGGUGUGCAAGUGAUCCUGGACCCAGUGCACAGCGUUCGACUCUUUGACUGGUGGCACCCUCAGUACCCGUUCUCCCUGAGAGCGUAGUCCCUGUGUUCUGUCCUGUGGAAGGGGUGGCUGGAUUGUUUCUCUGGUUAGUGAUGCACAUACUCUUCAGGUUCCUGCGGCUCCUGCUGGGCGAGGGAGGAGGGUUGAAUCAAGAGGAAAAACAACCAUGACUUCUAAACAUAUUUUAAUGUAAGAGUUUCAUCUGAAAGGAGAAACGGGGCCCUAUUUUCUGUGUUAAACCACACUUGGUGCUAUUGAGUUUGUUGUUCUUUAUUCUUUUAUCCUGAUGAAAAUGGAUGAUCUUGCUCUAGGAAAAAAUUAGACUCUUGAAUCAAACAAGGAAGUUUAAGCAUUCCCUAUGGAUCAGAGGAACCUUAGAGGCAUAGAAUUGCUGCUACUGUUGCUUCCAAUUUAGCUGCCCCUCAAAUUCAAGUGAAUAUUCUCCCUUGACCCUUCUCCAGAAAUAAACCAGGUGACAGGGUUUUCAGAAUCUUAUAAGAUUGGCUUGUGUAUCUUUCUUUAAAAAUAAUUUUUGGCUAUUUAUCACAUAAAUAAUACUUUGCCAGUUUGGGAUUUUAGCUAUUUUUUUGCAUGAGGCUGAGAAUAGUAAUAGUAAUGACUGUGUCUUAGGUCCUGUACUAGGAACUUUAUGUAAUAUCUCUAAUUUCCACAGUCCUGCAAGGUAGGUGUUACUGCUCUCAUCCUGUGGUUGAGGAAACAGAAUCAGUGACGUAGGCAGGACUCCCACCCAGGACUCUCAGCUCUCCCACAGAAGGUUAUUCUUGGUUUUCUUGUGGUAGAUGGUGGCAAAGGGGAGUAGGCAGAGUGCACAUAGAAAAAGUCAAAGGUGAGUAAAAAUUUGAUUGUAUUUGUGUGCCUUAUCCCUAAUCAACCUGAAGUUGUAUAAAAUUGAUGAAAGAGUCUGUUAAAUAUGUUUUUAAGUAAAAUGUAAAACAAACCAGGAAAUUUAUUACAGGAAAGAUGGUGGUAUUUUCAUUGAAUUGUUAGAAAGGCAUUUCUUGUACUGAAGGUCAUUAAGAAAUACAUCCCCUGUCGAAACCGGGGUCCUGAACUACAGGCACGGUGACUCCUGCUCCGCCCGGGCGGCCUGGCACCGUGUCGUUCUUGCAGAAGCACCGUUGUCAGGUCGUGCUGUAGCUGGUGUGCUCUGAGGAGGGCAUCCUGACUGGGAUGCUUUUUUUGUUUUGUUUCGUUUUUGCUAACAAGAUAAUCUUGCUGCUUUUUGCCUCCUGCUCCCCUGCCACAUGAGGUGGAGAUUGCCAUGAGGUGGGUGUUAAGAUGAUACUCUUUAGACAGGAAAACCUUGUCACCAUACUGCUAAAUUAGUGUGUUGUUUUUUCCUUACCAUCCUCCCUGCCCCCUGCUAUUUAAGGACUGUUCUUAGGGAGCAUCUGCUGAAUACUUCUGCUGACAGCUAACCUUAGCCCACACCAAGGCUGGAAUUAAAGCUGUGCACACAAAAACAGAAUUGGGGCAUUUGAACGAUAAAAGCAAAACCCAAGACCGUAAGCACCUUGCACAUCUCUGUAAACAUUGCCCCUGAGGCAGAGAAGAGAAGCACAGAUCCCUGGUCCUGGAACUAAAGGGGGCUCUCCUGGUGGAUUUCAUGUCCCCCAUUUAGGAGUUCCUUUAAAAAGGGGAGUGAAAUGCAUUUGGCUAUUGUGUUCUGACAGCUGCUGAGGUUUUGUAUCAAGCUGUGGUAUGAUGAUUGACAAAACAGACGAUGCUUCAGCAUGGCGUUGACAAACACUUAACAUGGCUGAGUUGCCUUUUCUAGGGUGAUUGGUGUUUAUUAAUGAAAGGAUGUGAAGUGUCUCAGGGAUUUCCCUUUGAUGAGACCCCCCAAACCACCUAGAGAAGGUUUGAGACUACCUUUGUAAAACCUGUUUUGUAAUUUUCACUUCCUUAAAUAUAUACCUUGAUUUUUCUCUGA